This is a messenger RNA of Symbiodinium sp. CCMP2456, 5610 nucleotides long. Lineage: Eukaryota; Dinophyceae; Suessiales; Symbiodiniaceae. The record is from the annotation of a GenBank genome assembly.
AUGAAAACUCUACUCACUCAAAAAUACCCGGCAAUAUUGCUGGGGGUAAUUAUUUUCGCCUCGGUGGUGGGAAUAAACCAGUACCAGUUUGGUCUCUGGAAUCAGUAUAUUUCGCUGCCCUGGCUGUACGACAUGCUCAAUCCGGAGCUUUUUCCCAAUGAGCUCUUGGUGGAGCAACGUGAAAACUCGCCCACCAUUUUUUUACACCUCAUUCAGUUUUUGUUGCCCUUAACGGCUUACAAUAUUCCAUUGCUUUUUUUCGCCCUGUACCUGGUGGCACAUGUAUUCACCAUAAUCGGGUUUUACCGGUUGAGCAUGAGCAUGUUUAAAAACCAGAAAGCCGCCCUUUUUUGCGUGGUAAUGCUAAGCUUUGCCUUUCCGGUUAUAGGCGAUGUUGAGCUGUGGAGCACCUAUUUAAUGGAGCGCACGCUGAGUUAUCCCUUCCUGGUGUUUUCACUGGCGGCACUCUUUCGCAAAAAAUAUUGGACAGCCGUGUUGCAGCAGGCCAUCGCCUUCAAUUUACACCCCCUCUCUACCGUGUAUCUAAUGGCGGGUGCGUGGACAGGCAUGCUCUUUGCCCGCGGCUGGAAGCAUAAAUACCUGAGCUAUGCCGCAGUGUUUUUAACCCUGGCGGCUCCGGUUUUAUACCUCAAACUUAGCGCUGGUGGCAGCCUGGUUACCGGUGAUAUGCAAAACGUGUGGAUGCAGGUAAUGAAGUUGCGCAACGCCCACCACGCCAUGCCUUCGGCCUUCCCGCUGGCCAUUUUGCUGAAAUCGGCCCUGGUGGCCUUGGCUUUUGGCCUGCUUUUGUGGCGCAGCAAACUGCCGCUUUUUCAAGAGCGCUUUUUGAAGGGCUAUGCCCUGGCAACGGUGCUCAUGCUGCUCGUGGGCACGCUGUUUACAGAGUUUUAUCCCCUAAAAUCGAUAUUGCAGUUUCAGUUUUUUCGCUCGUAUCGCUUUUUCAUUCUGCUAACCGUUGUGCUUUUCAGCGGAAUGAUUUUCAGGCAGCCUCGCCCUCUGCAUUUUGCAAUUGCCCCCUUGUUGCUCCUGCAGUACGUUUAUGGAGAACCGGCCAAAUCGGCCGCAGCCAUAGGCAUAAUAGGCCUGGCCUGGUUGGCGCUGAAUUACACAAAAUUUCAGGCCUUCCAAAAAAUUUCAUUGCUGGGAGCGUUUUUGCUAUUGGGAAUUUUGGGAUAUACCCUUCGGGGCGGAAUGGACAUUAAAGAACCGCGGUUUAAAGACGAUUGGAAGGACCUGCAAAAGUGGGUGGCGGCCAAUACCGAUAACGAUGUAAUUGUAAUUGUACCCCCACAGGAACCUGGCUUUAGAGUGCUGAGUCAACGGGCUUCCUAUGGCGACUGGUACGAUGGCACCAAGGCCUUUUUUAGUGAAGAGUACGCCUCGUAUUGGCUCAAUCGAAUGGAAAGCCUGGGCUGCGUUGAUCCCAAAAACCUACGGGAAGAUUAUAUGGAAAAUACCGAGGAGGAUUUCCGCAGAAUUGCACAGCCCCUGCUGGAUACCCACUCAACCGUAUUUGUCGCACAAUACACUCAAAAAGAUUUAGACCUGCCCGUGCACUACAGCAACGGCUCCUACAAGCUUUACGCGGAGAACUAUCUGAAGGCCAUAUACUUUAUUGGCCGGCCGGGCGAUAAACUGGUGAGCACCAAUGCCAUUGCCGAGCGCUUGGAUACCAAGGCCGCCACGGUAACCGAUAUGUUGCGAAAGCUAAGUGAGAAAAAACUCAUCAGUUAUACCCCUUACAAGGGUUCAAAGCUCACCGAUCCGGGCCUGGGGGCGGCUACCGCGGUUUUGCGCAAGCACCGCCUGUGGGAAACCUUUUUGGUACAAAAGCUGGAUUUCGGCUGGGAAGAGGUACACGAGAUUGCCGAGCAACUGGAGCAUAUUCAAUCGGCAAAACUCACCGAAAGGCUGGCCGUAUUUUUGGGCAACCCGCAGUACGACCCUCAUGGCGACCCCAUCCCCAAUGCCGAAGGAGUUUUUCCAAAACGCGAACAGCUCACCCUCAACCAAGUGGAAGAAGGCACCCGGGUAAUGGUGAAAGGCGUAAAAGACACCAGCAAGGAGUUUUUGCGCUACAUCCGCAAAACGGGCAUAGAGCUGGGCAAUGAACUGGAGGCCAAAAAGGAGCAGCCCAGCGUAGUCGUCACCACUAAUAUUUUGGGCAGCGUAACCAGCGACUUGCUGCGGGGCAUAGACAGCAUAAAAGUUGAAAGCUUGAUGGGUCCGGGCGUAGAUCCGCACCUGUAUAAAGCCUCUCAGGGCGAUGUUCAAAAGCUGGCACAGGCCGAUUUGAUUAUUUACAACGGGCUACACCUGGAGGGGAAAAUGAACGAUAUUUUUAGAAAGCUCCGCAAUACGGAAACGCUGGCCGCUGCCGAGGCCAUACCCGAUAGCCUGCUCAUAAAUGCCAGCGAGUACGCCAGCAAUUACGACCCGCACGUGUGGUUUGAUCCAACCCUUUGGAAAUUGGUGGUGGAAGCCAUUGCCAACAAACUGAGCACAACUUUUCCCACCCACCAGGCCAGGAUAAAUCAAAACCGGGAAAAACUGCAGAACUCCAUGGAACAGUUGCAUAUUAACAAUCAAUACAAGCUGGAUAACAUACCUGAUAAACAGCGAGUAUUGAUAACUGCACACGAUGCUUUCAAGUAUUUUGGGCGGGUGUACAAUAUCGAGGUGAAAGGCCUGCAGGGCAUAUCAACAGCCGCUGAAUAUGGCAUUCAGGAUGUGAGUAGAUUGGUGAAUUUUAUAGUGGAGAAUGAAAUCAAGGCGAUCUUUAUAGAGAGCAGUGUACCCAAGCGAUCCGUUGAGGCCGUUAUUCAAGGCGCGCGCGAAAGAGGACACAAUUUAAAGCUGGGUGGCGAGCUCUACUCCGAUGCACUGGGCGGAGCGGGCAGCGGGGCCGAAACCUAUAUCGGAAUGUUCGAAAAAAACGUGGUGCACAACCUUACCGCAAGCUACAAUCGCAAACCGGUGCUGUGGGACAUUGACUUUACUUUGCCACAGGGCAAACUGAUUGGCAUUGUGGGCCCCAAUGGCUCGGGCAAAACCACACUGCUGCGAAACGUUAUGGGUCUAAUGGAGCCCGACAGCGGUUACGUAAAGCUGUUUGGCAAAGAUUUAAAGGAGGUACGCGAACAGGUGAGCUACGUUCCGCAACGAGAAUCAGUAGAUUGGGAUUUUCCCGCCAGCGUGCGCGAUGUGGUGGAAAUGGGUCGCUACCGCAAAAGCAACCUCUUCAAACGGCUUUCAGCUAAAGAUAAGCAAUUGGUGAGCGAGGCCCUGGAACGGGUGGGUAUUUUAGACCUAUCGAACCGGCAAAUAAGUCAACUGAGCGGAGGGCAGCAGCAAAGGGUGUUUAUUGCCCGUGCCCUGGCGCAGCAAGCAGAUCUCUAUUUAAUGGACGAACCCUUUGUUGGGGUUGAUGCCGCUACCGAAGAGGCUAUACUUGCCUUGCUGGCGGAAAUGAAAAACCAGGGGAAAACGGUAAUAAUUAUUCACCACGACCUGCAGACGGCCUAUGAUUAUUUUGAUUGGACCGUUCUGCUCAAUACCCGGCUGGUGGCGGCAGGCCCUCAAAACGAGGUAUUCAGCAAAGAGCUGCUGCAGGAAGCCUACGGGGGGCGCUUAACCGUGCUUUCAAAAAUAGGCACGGUGUUUCUUAGCAUGAGUGCCGCGGUGGUGGGCAGUUUUGCCUUUUUGCGCAAACGCUCAUUGGUGGGCGAUGCCAUUGCCCACGCCAUACUUCCCGGCAUAGCCAUUUCCUUUAUGCUUACACAGAGCAAAAAUCCCGUAAUCCUGUUGGCGGGGGCGCUUAUUAGCGGAUGGAUAGCCAUGUAUUGUAUUGAAAAGAUUCAACAGAAAACCAAAUUGAGCACCGAUGGUGCCAUUGCCAUUGUUUUGAGCGUUUUCUUUGGUAUUGGUAUACUCUUACUUACACACAUUCAGCACUCAGGCGAAGGCUCGCAGUCUGGUUUAGACCAAUUUUUGUUUGGAAAGGCCGCCAGCAUGACGCGCCAGGACUUAAUGGUUUAUUCUAUUGUGGCCCUGUUAUUACUCAUUAUUGUUACCGGCCUGUACAAGGAGCUGAUGCUGUUUAGUUUUAACCCGGAUUUUGCCCAGGCCUCGGGUUUGCCGGUAGGUGUUUUGAAAACCACUUUGAACAGCAUUACUGUCUUGGCAAUAGCCAUUGGAAUUCAGUCGGUUGGAGUAGUGUUAAUGGCCGCUUUGCUCAUUACACCGGCCGCGGCUGCCCGCGCCUGGACCGACAAGCUGCACUGGAUGAUUAUUAUUGCCGCUUUCACGGGGGCCGUUUCGGGCUUGGUGGGUUCGUACGUUAGUUUUUCUGCCCCGGCAAUGCCCACCGGGCCGUGGGUGGUUAUGAGUCUGUCGGUGCUGGCGCUUCUGUCUAUUUUUAUGGCCCCGCAGCGGGGCGUCCUGUCGCGUAUCCUUCGGCAAAAAGCCAACCGCGAUAAAAUACUGGCCGAGAAUCUGCUAAAAACCUUUUAUAAAAUUGGCGAGCAAAAACACAAGUUUCAACCGGUGCUCACCACUCGCCAUUUACAGGCCGAACGCAAUUUUACUGGAACGGAGCUGCGCAAGGGCUACCGGAUUUUAAAGAGGCGGCACUACAUUCUGCCGCAGGGCGAAGGCUAUAAGCUCAGCAGAAACGGCUUGGACGAGGCGCGAAGAGUGGUGCGCCUGCACCGGAUUUGGGAGAUGUACCUCACACAGCGGAUAAUGAGCACCGAAGCGCUGUACAUAAUAGCUACCGGAGCGGUUAUUGCCGCGAGCUGCGCCUUGCUGGGCUCUUACCUGGUUUUGCGUAAAAUGGCCAUGCUGGGCGAUGCCAUUUCACAUUCGGUGUUGCCGGGCAUUGUGCUGGCUUUUUUAAUUUCCGGGAGCCGCGAUAAUAUUCCCAUGCUGAUAGGUGCCGCGGUGCUGGGUGUUUUUACCACGGUAAUGAUAGAGUUGCUGCAUAAAAAAGCCCGCCUGCAGGAAGAUGCUUCCAUCGGCAUUACGUUUACCUGGCUUUUUGCCAUCGGGGUGAUUCUCAUCAGCAGCCUUACCCAACAAGUUGACUUAGACCAAGACUGCGUGUUGUACGGUGAAAUUGCCUACGUACCGCUCGAUUUGUUGUACACCACCGCGGGCACGCCAAUCGCUCCGCGUGCUUUAAUUACCGGCCUGGGCCUGCUCAUACUUGUGCUUGCCUUUGUGGUGGUGGGCUUCCGCGGAAUGAAGAUUAGCACCUUUAAUAGCGAUUACGCCAAAGCGCUGGGCAUUAGUACCGCUUUCUGGCAUUUUAGCUUUAUGGGCCUGGUUUCGCUUACCACGGUAAUUUCCUUCGAAACGGUGGGCGCCAUUCUUAUUGUAGCCCUUUUGGUGGUGCCGGCCGCUACGGCCUAUUUACUUACCCAUAAGCUCAUCAACAUGUUGCUGCUGGCGGUGUUCUUUGGUUGCUUGUCGUCAGUUUUUGGCUAUUUCCUGGCCAACUGGCUCAACGGCAGCAUUGCCGGGGCCAUGGUUAGCGUGUCGGGGCUGUUCUUUUUGGGCGCCUACGCAUGGCAUAGAAUGAGCAAAUAG